CUAUAGAAGAGAAUUGAUGGGAAACAUAGAUAUAUAAGGGAGACCCUGCAUGAGUCAAUGAGUCUGCCCUCUUGAAGCCUUCGUCAACUGCCAGCAUCACCAUGCGAGCUGCUGUUUUGCUAUGUCUAUUGGAAGAUGCCUUAAUUCGGGCCAAUAUGUAUGCCUGGAGGGGACAGGUGGUUGAUUCCAAAACGGAAAAUGGGGUCGUGUGGUUGCUGUCUGAUGCAGCAGCAGAUACAAAGGAUGAAGAUGUGACUGAGCUGGAGCAGGAACUGACAAAAACAAAGAACAUUCUCAACAAUAUCAGAGCCAGCCGCAGUGCCUUCUCUGUGUCUCUAAUCAAUGAAAACAACUUCAACUGCUCUGGCCCCUUCCCUGACGACAAACUCAUCCCUUACAAACACGUAUCAAUCAAUCUGGGUGAUAGCUACAGUACAGACACUGGUAUCUUUACUGUUCCUCGCUCUGGUGUCUACAGCCUGGCCCUCACCAUCUACAGUGACGCCGGGGCUCCUGGCAACACGUUGGCCGCCUGCGCCAGUCUGCAGGUUAACGGCCUGGUGGUGGCAGGAUCCAAAGACAGAAAUAUGCAAGACCAAGAGGACAGCGCCACUAUAGUUGUGGCCCUCCACCUGAAUGCUGGGGACGAGGUGGCUGUCAACCUGCCCAUUGGAAGUUUCCUCUGCGAUGACAACAGCCACUAUUCACUUGCUGUAUGCUACUGAUUAAGUUAGGGAAAUGUAGCUGCCCUUGGAUUUGUACCAACUCUUGACCUCCUGAUGAGGUUUGAGUCUGAUACAUGAAAUCUUUCUGUGGUGAGAAGUGUGCUUUUUAGUCUUGAAUAUAUCUUCUCUAUUGCUAUCUUUAAUCCAUCUCAACACAACGUCCUCAUCUUUACUUCAAAAACCUUUAGACCCUAUAUUAUCUUUUGACAGAUGCAAUUAUUUAAAUCCACAUUUCUGAAGCCUUCUAAAUAACAGUUCAAAAUGUUGUAUAUCUUUUAACCUAUUCCCCAUAACAACUAACUAAUGCCAUGCAGUCUGAGUAACUUGGUUCUUGUGAAUUAAACUGUGUCGUUUACUGAUUUUAUGUGACAUGUAUGAUUUUUUUUUUUUUUUUUUUAUGUGGACAAAAUAAACCAGGAUUCUCAAC
Molecule: messenger RNA, 1152 nt
Organism: Notothenia coriiceps (black rockcod)
Lineage: Eukaryota; Metazoa; Chordata; Actinopteri; Perciformes; Nototheniidae
Product: complement C1q-like protein 4
Exons: 4
Coding region: 102-725 (207 amino acids)
Biological process (GO): maintenance of synapse structure
Cellular component (GO): synapse
Molecular function (GO): protein binding
Source: RefSeq, a predicted model, not a curated record